Porites lobata is the source of this 690-nucleotide messenger RNA. The record is from the annotation of a GenBank genome assembly. Lineage: Eukaryota; Metazoa; Cnidaria; Anthozoa; Scleractinia; Poritidae.
CCAUUACAAAACCACGAUAUACCAAAAAAAGCCAAAACAUUCAAACCAAUGUAUGAUAUAACAGGCUUUGAUGCGUUUAAAGUCGUCGCAUUGCUGUGUCGCAUUGUGAAUGACACAAAGCAGUUUACAACAGGUAAGACCUACUUGUUGAUACGCAACGGACAAGAGUGUGAAGCUAACGACGAAACUGAAGAGCCGUCAAGCAGCCAGAAGAGCAAACAAGCCGGCGAAAUUAAGGAGCUGUUCCAACUGGAAGCACUUCCUAGCGUCGAUCAACCCGGCAAUGGGAAAGUAUAUCGACUUCCCAAGGGAAGUGCAAGCUUUGCAGGUGGAAAAAGUUACAAUCAACUGUACCCUAUCUUAACGGAGUUCUACAAAGAGGAUACAGAAUCCUUUGCUUUGCACAUCAGGAGUCUGUUUCAGUCCAACACGGUUGUAACACAUGGUUCUCCUGCGACCAUUGAAGUCUACAUGCUGUUGCUGUUUGAAAUAGCCCGACGCUUGGUAAAUGAAAAAACCCCGAGCGAAAGGAAAAAGAAGUUGGAUAAUCUUCCGAUUGGAAGUGCCAUUACCAACUUGGUGGAAUUGCUGGAGCGAAAGAAGUGCACCUUUAAGGACGUGUUUCAAGGCAAAUACUACUGUUUCACAGGAGAGCCUGAUGAAAGGAGACAAGUGAUUGAUAGCAUCAAC